AUGAUGGAAAUUUACAAAAUUAAAUCAACUGGAAAAGAAGUUUUUACAUUUUCAAGUGUAGUAAUUGAUACUUUUAGUCGUGAUGAAAUUAAAGACAUAAUUAAAGAAUUAGGAUAUGCCAAUACCAAUCAUCAUUAUUUAUCAAGGGAAGAAGCAAUGAUUAGAUUAAAAGAAAUCUUUAGAGCCAAUGUAAAAACCAUUGAUUUUUGUAAAUGUUACUUAUGUUCACCAGAAUUGAAAUUCACAAAUAAUUCAAUUAUAAAUUCAAAUUUAUUAAUACUUCAACAAAAUCAAUUAAACUAUCAUAAUGAAAUACUUGAAAAAUAUCAUCACCAUCAUCAACAACCACCACAACCACAACCACAACAACCAUUUACUAUUAAAUCAUCACAAGAAUCAGUUACAUUCAUUGAAACAUUAAAAUUAAUUUUUUUAAAUUUAAUAAAAAUUCAAGAACAUUCUAUUGAGCUUCAACUUUUUUUACAAAUUCCAAAUUCAAAUGUAAUAUUUAAACCAAAAGAAUCUUUAAAUUAUUUCCAUUCCAAUGAAAUCUAUCAUUAUCUAUUAGAUCAUAAUGAUAUUUUAAAAGUUGGUGAAUCUUUUACAAAUAGUGUAUCACAUGUUACCUAUUUAAUAAAAAAUAGAAAUAAACUAUUUAAAACUGGUUUCCAUAAUUUUAGACGUGGUUAUUAUUCUUUAAAUUUAAAAGUUUUCCUUCAAUCAUUAAACCAAAAUUAUGAUAUUUAUAAUAAUUCAACAGAUUGUAAAGAAAUUUUUUAUGAUUCAAAUGAAGAUUUGUAUAUAAAUAAAAAAGAUGAUGAAAAUUCUGAUUGUGAAAUAAUUGAUGAAGCUGAAAAAGGUAAAAGAAAAAGAUCAAAUGUUCAAAAAUGUGGAAAAUUAACCUUAAGAGGUAGUAGAUGUGGUUUCUCAAUUCCAUGUAGUUAUCAUAAAAAAAAUGAUCAAAUUGAAGAACCUCCUGUCCAAACUAUUUUAAAUAAAAGAAAACAAAAUAAGUUGACACAAUUAGACAACUUAAAUACAAAUCCCAAUAAUAAUAGUAUUAUUUAUGAUAAUAAUAAUAAUAACAAUAAUAACAACAAUAAUAAUUAUAGUCAUGAUAAUAACAAUAGUAAUUAUAAUAAUAAUAAUAAUAAUAAUAAUAAUAAAAAUAAUAACAAUAAUUAUUAUAAUCAAGAUAAUGGAAUAAUUACCAAUAAUAAUAAUAAUAAUAAUAAUAAUAAUAAUAAUAAUAAUAAUAAUAAUAAUUAUAAUAAUAAUAAUAAUAAUACAAUUCUACCAAGUAUAUCAAUUAUAAAGCAACAAGUACAAAAUGAUUAUGUUGAAGAAAUUGAAAGAAGAAAGAAUUUGUUAACACCAACUCAUGAAUCAUUUAAUUACAACACCAAUCAUCAAUUUUAUUGUAAUAAUUAUAAUAAAUUAAACAAUAACAACACCACCACCACUAACAACACCAGUUAUAACUAUGAUAGAAAAAAUGAUACUUUUGAUAGUCUUAAUAAUCUUGCACAUAGAACAUUAAAUAUAUCAUCUUUUUCCAAUACCACAAAUUGA
This is a messenger RNA of Dictyostelium discoideum AX4, 1572 nucleotides long. RefSeq lists its product as hypothetical. The transcript has a single exon. NCBI's taxonomy places the organism in Eukaryota, Evosea, Eumycetozoa, Dictyosteliales, Dictyosteliaceae. The record is from RefSeq and is a predicted model, not a curated record. Bases 1 to 1572 code for a protein of 523 amino acids.